AUGCGAGCAGUCAGGGACCAAUCGCCUCCCACAGGGGAGAAGACGCCCGUCCUUCCCUGUGAUGAAGAAUCAUCUUUUGCCUCCGUAGACGAUGUAUUCUUCUUUUGCGAGCAGCAGCAACAGCAGCAAGUUGUAUGCCAGGAAACUCAUCGCCCUGGAUCCUUCAAGAAAACGCGAUCCAAAGACGAGAAUCCAAAUGCUGAAGAUAAUUCGAAAAAGUGUAGCGUAAGAUCGGAGAGUAAGAAUUUUAAGAAAGAUUUCUCCACGAACGCAAAGGACAAAGGGCAGAGCAAGGUCGUCACUGACGAAAAGAAAGUAACCGAUUGCCACGAUUUUCGAUUUAACCGUACCGACAAAGUUACCAAGAAAUAUACUUACCUGCCGAAAAAUUUGAAGAACCCUUUUGCUCAGAACCAGAAAAAUAUCGUUCACAGAAGCUUGAAGAACUCGUUCGGUCAGAAUCACAAGAAGACAGACAGCCAAAGAGCUCACACGACCUUGAUCGAUAUACUAGUAGAAGACUGCCGACAAUGCGCGAUCGGAGAAAAGUCGGUCGCAUCGUUUUCCAAUGCUUCCGGUGAUGUUAAAAGGGAUAUUACGGAUUGUAGAGGUACUCUCACUCAGCCCACAGCUGAGAAAAAGUCUCCAGGAUCUCGAUUCAAGUACAAUUGCAUAGAGUCGACGUUGGAGCUGAAUAGUGCUAACAAAAACAAUGGACAACGUUAUUACAACAAAAUCUCGAUCGUAGACAAUAUAACGAAGUGUAAGAAGUCCGAUGAGGUACACACGGAAACCACCAAGAAAUUUUUCUGGGGUUGCACGUGUACCAAGAUGAGGAGGAAGGGUCUGGAGAAGUGUAAGGAACAGGAAAAGAGUGACUCUAUUGAGAGCUUUGACUCUUACAACGAUGCCAAGCAAUUAAAAAAGAAGAAACCUGCUUGUAGCCCAUUGAAAAAACUCGGCCGAUCGUCCCUAACGGUAGGUUCGGACAAGAUCGCGAUAAAUCUGCCAAAAUAUUCCCCUUGCGCGAGCAGGUUAGCCGCGGGUUCAAAAAUCUUAUCAUCCGACUUAGCGGCGGAUCCGGAUAGUCCGCUUCACGUUCCACGCUCGAGAAGUCCGUCUAAUGUCGACAUACAGCAAACCGAGAAUUCUGCGAAACCCUCGGAGAGAACGUCGAUGCAGGCUAGCCUGUCAUUGAACAUACAACAGUUUCAAAGGAGCCGAUAUACGCCACGUAGCAGGAGCGUAGGCGACAGCUGUGUAACAUCACCUACCAGCGAAGCGACCACUGUCAGUUAUUCGCCCACCGGAACGGAAAUAUUGUCUCUAGAAGAAGUUGGACCACAUACGUCGUCGGCCGAAGGCUCGGUCAGUUAUUCGGAGGUUAAGGAGAAAUUGGAAGUCGUCGAGUGUUCUGACAAAGUCAACAGAAGAACGACUCUGGAGACGAAGUGUUAAUGAAGCGGGCUAUUCGUGACAACACAACGUUGUGAUUAGCNUCUCUCUCUCUCUCUCUCUCUCUCUCUCUCUCUCUCUCUCUCUCUCUCUCUUCCACGUAUAUACGUCUCUUUUAUGAAGGAAAGGAUCACAGUCUUGUAUAACCUGCGUUCGUCGUAACCCGCUUGGGCUGUAAUGUGUUAGUGAGAAAUUAUACACACAGGCGACUAUAUACAACAGGCGUUUAUAAGAUUUACUAUAUUUCUAGAAAUGUGAAAUAUAUAUAUAUACAUAUAUGUGUGUGUGCGCGUGUGUGUGUACAUAUAUAUAUGUAUAUAUAUGUGUGUGUGUGUGUGUGUGUGUAUAUUCAAAGCAUAACGCUCGUAUGUAAGGAGAAUGUAUCAAACUAAACAGGGAAAUUAUGUGCCAUUUUGCAUAUUUCGCAAUAAUUAUUAAAGAAUUAAACAAUAUGAGGCACAUUUUUUUGUCACAUGGCUCAAUGUCGUAUGCAACUCAUUAUGUUACUCCGCCUCUCAUCACAAUUGUUCAGAGAAAAGGUAAGAUAUCUUACAAAUUGGUAGCCAUUUUCUUUUAGACGUGCUUAGCGAAUCCGUCCUACCAUUUUCCAUGCGCUUAUUUGCUCAUAUUGUUUAAUUUCUUAAUAAUUAUUGUGGAAUUUGCAAAAUGAUACAUGAUUUCCUUGUUCAAUUUAUUCCGUCCUACUUUUACGCGAGCAUUAUAUUUUGAAUUGUCAGACACCUUGUGUCUACACCCUGUAUAUACACACAUAUAUACGCAUGCAUAUAUAUAUAAACACACAUACAUAGGGUGUCUGGACUUAGCGGUCGAAAUACUCGUAAGUAGAACUUGUUGAACUCAAUAGAAAAAUCCCCCACUUUGCAAAUUAUUUUUCAUCUUGCAAACUAUCACGAUUAUUGAUAUUGAUUAAAGAAAGUCGGUGAAUUAUUUAUUGAUCAAUUUUCUUCUAUUGAUAUCUUAAUAAUUAUCGCGAUAGUUUUUAAAAUAAGAAGGAUUUCUCUACUCGGUUUAACGAAUUCUACUAUCUACGAGCAUUCUAAUAAGAGUUCAGACAUCCUGUAUAUGGGACAUAUAUGUGCAUAUAUGAGUAUACAUAUGUGUGUGUGCGUGCGUUCGUGCGUGCGUGCGUGUGUUCACGCGCGCGCACGUAUAUGUAUGUGUGUGUACACACGACAUACACACUUAUGCAUACUGAAUAUUCUUACUUACAUAUACACACACACAUUUACGUGCACGCAUGCGACGUAGACGCGCAGAUGUUAUUAAGAACCGUUUUUGCAGAAUAGCUUGCAAAACGUUGUUGCAACAAAUGCGUCGAAUAUUAUUAUUUUUAUUAUCCUCCUUAAAGUUAGGGAAUAUCGUUGGAAUAGUUCGCACAUGUCGCUAUAUUAGUUUGUUUCGGAGAAAUGUUAAGCAGGUGUUGGUAAUGUGCAGUAACUUUGCGCAAAGGUAUCUGGCUGAAUCUCCGUAUUUUCCUCAUUUAUGCGAUUGAUAUUGUCAUUUUUUUCUUAAGAAUCGAGCCUUUAAAAACUCUGAUAUCGAACUUAUUGAUCAGUAUAGUUUUUGUAAAAGCAUUUUACGGCAUUACGUUACUUCUUGUCCGUUUUUGUUCAAUUGAGGUAGAUUUUCAGAGGGAUUUGAGUUUUUAUUUUGUACUUUACGCAUAUCACACAUUCCAGCAUAGUUCGAUCUCGUGAGAAAUCAAGUUCAGCAUGAGUAGUUGUAUUUUUUGAAGUUGUAUGUUUUCGCAAGCAAUUCGUAUCGUCGACAUCAAUGACGACGGACGACAGUCGUAAUGAUAACAAGGACAAUUUUUAUGUCUGUGGCGAAUACGUGUGUGCGUGUGCGUAUGUGUGUGUGUGUGUGUGUGGGUGCGCGUGUGUGUGUGUGUGCGUGCGUUCGUUCGUGCGUGCGUGCGGGCACGGGGAGAAUUUGGAAAUCUUCCAAAGUAGUAAAAAUGUAGCUCGCAAUGACACGCAUGAAAACAACGAGCAGGGAUAAAAUUGGUGACGAGUGAUCUUGCCCCCGCAAGUCGGAUCUUGUCGGGAGCCUAAUUACCAGAACGGAAAUCCUGUAAGCAACAAUAAGAAUGCAAAUAGCUAGGGACAAUAUUACUGCCAAACUUGACUAUGAAUUAGUUAAUUUCUAAAGAAGUGAUGCGUGCGGAAGACCUCGUCUAUAUAGGUACGUUUCUCGUUAGUAUUUUUAUAUCUCGAUAUAAUGUAAAUACAGUACAGUUAAACCUUUUUCUUUAUCAACGUAUGCGACAAUGUGGGGCGUUUCGCGCCGGAUAUCCACCGAUGUGAAGUAACGUGCUGCGAAACGCAUGCCCUCUUGCGUAAAAAAAAGAAAGCAAUUUUGCUAUUUCUACAGCAAGAUUGUUGAUAUUUUUUACCGAUAGUCAAAAUUGUUUAUUGGAUACCGCCGAUGUCAGUGUUGUGCGAAAUGGAAAUUUUAAGGCGAGUUAAAGUACCAAUUUUACGUAUUUACGAGAUAAGGAGUUGAGUAAGUAAGUAAACAAGCCGGUUUUUACCGUUCAGGCUGUUUGUGCCACAAUAUAUACCCUCGCAUCUCGUUGGAAAUAUUAAAAACAGAAGUGCAAUGAGGUAUAACAAACGUAAUGAAGAACGUAAGAAGAAAAUAAGCAAAUUAGUUAUAAAACGUUUAAAAACAAAAGUAAGCAAGCAAGGCUUCACUAUGCUUUGCACAGCGUUCUCACGAUAAGGCUUUAUUUUACACGUACACGGCGAUACAAGUGUUCGUGGUAGAUCCUGACGGGGACACACACUCCACCGACAGUAGAGCUAAUGUCUCAAAUGUCGCAUUGAAUGAAACCGAGCAAAUGGUAGCGAGCGACAAAUAACACAACCUGAUGAGCGAAACGAAAUGUACCGAGAAAUAUUUCGGACUUAUUUAGAUAAAUCUAGAUUUAAUUUCUUUCUAUGGCGAAGAUAACAUGAACAUUUGAACAUAUUGUGUAUCUUUUUUUAUGUUCGAAAUUAAUUCCGCAGUUGGUUGAUAGACAAUCCUGCGAAUUUGAAACAAUUGGCAGAAACGACGAAUAUACUAGGCUCUGUAGAGAAUUAAUUUCACAUACACGGAGGAAAAAGAUUGGUUAAAAGAAAAAAAGAGGAUUGAAUUAACUGACUGAUCAAUUAAAGCUUUGGAGUAAUCGCUGCGGCUAUAUUGGAUUUCGUGACAUCAUAGGCGAAAAAUGAUAUGUUUAAAAAUAUUGCGUGCUAUUUGCAAAUAAAGAAGUAUUUGGAUAAAACAACGCUUGAGGUCGUUUAAAAACUUUUGUGAAAAUGGAUGAAAACUUUCCUUUUCCUUCCUGACAGUCAAUAAAUGAACAUAAAAGGCACGUGAAAUAAGGCCCUGUUCAUGUGAAAAACACACGAUUUCAUAUUUGAAAGAAGUGGAAAAUAUGCUUCCAUGUAUCAAAUUUCAAGCUAAUCUUAGAUUUCGUCCAUUUUUACGGGUUUAAUAAGUAUGUUACAAGGCACAUCUGCAUAGUUAUGUAAAUAAUAAGAAAAUAGCACGCAAUACAAAAUUUCGUCGUCAACACACUACUCUUCACUCAUAUAAGUGCGGUCUGGCAAGCGUUACAAAUACUUCGAAGCGUUUCUCAUUCUUUUCCUUCCUUUCCUCGAAACCAAAAGAUAAAUGAAAAAGGAGAAACGCUUCGAAAUAUUUGUAGCGCUUGCUAAACCGUACUCUAUUAUUCCAUCUUUUGUCGUUCUGAAUUGUGUUACUACUGUUAACGCGGAGUUCUUGGCUGAAUAUUUCGGAGCGUUAAAUGAAGGAAACAGAAUUUCUGGUCGUAAGAAUCGAAUUUAGAGUUCAUAAGAAUUAUAUAUAGGAUAUUAAUAGAAAAUUUCUGUUUUAACAAAAACCCGUUUGGUUCAUUUAUUGUCGCGUUAAUUCGACUAAUCUUUUUUCUCUGUAUAUCAUCGAAAAAAUAAAAAAUUCGCCGUAAAUUUAUUCUCAUCAUAGACGUCGAAUUACACGCGUUAAAAAAAUUGUGCAAAAAUAUAUGCGUUUCAAGAGCUAAAGGUCAAAGUUGAAAUAUACUUCGAAAUUUUUAAUAUAUAUAUUGGCUGCAUUUAUCAGAAAAAGUAGCUAGUAAGUACUUUCCGCUGCGCUUUGCAAUUGUUGUAAAAUUUCUGCUGAACGACACUUAGCAAUUUACGCUGCUCUAACAUGUUUACUAAAUGAUCCAGUGUAUUAAAAAUAUGCUAGGGAAAAUGGCGAUCGCUUAGCAAAUAUGUUGAAAAAGCCUUAAUCGUUGGUGUUGUUCAGCAGAAAAUCUUAUAACAAUUGCAAAGCUGCUAGCAGCGAGGCGCAAAGAGCUUACUAAGCUGCUUUUUCUGCUGAACGCAACUUAUAUUUACGGUUAAAUUGCAUCUAGAAAUUUUGAUUGAUUCAAAUAUUUCUGAAAAAAUUCCAUUGCAAAAUUGCCGAAAACAUUCCUUAUAUAUUAUACAACGUAUCCAACGCAAGGCGUGCCAAACCAUAUAGAAUGUAUGUAACAGAUCAAGCUGAGAAGUAGGACCGAUAUCAUUUUGUGAAAUACUAGAUAAUUUAUGAAUUAUUAAUGAAAAUGGAUAAGUGAAUCUGCGCGCGUGAUACAGUGGACGCACCGCCACACAACUUGAUUCGACGCGAUCGGCAUGGAAAAUGGCUGAUCGCGCAACUAUCUAUUAGCAAUGGUGAGUAUCAGAUGGCAACAGAAGGCGGAAAAAUGAUCUGAGCGGCUCGUGGACGAUUGUUUGUCAACGUGCCACCCGCGUAUCGUCGUGACGCGUCAGGCGCAUCGAUUCAUGCGGCAGUCCGCUCACCAUAUCGAGUACGCUGAUUCGCCUAUUUAUUUUUGUUAAUAACUCGAAAUUUUACGUAAUAUUUUACAAAAUAAUAUCAGUCCUAUUUCUUAGUUUAAUAUGUUGUACAGUAGACUCCCGUAUAACGCGGUUAAUAAGUUACGCGCUAUAUGAAUUCGCGUUAUAGGAAAUCAUGCUGUACGGGAAUUUUUCUCGCAUAACGCGUAUAAUCUAAAGUAACACGUUUGAAAUGAUUAUUGCUAUGCCAACCAAAAAACCUUUUAUUUCAUUGAAAUUUAAUAAAGAUAUAAUUAUACAAAUUUAUAUUUUGUUUUAAAAAAUUUUUUUUAAUUGAAAACUUCGUUAUCGUUAUAUUAAGAGUGACCGCGUCAAAAAACAAAACAACGAUGAAACAGAAGAAGUCGAUGCGUUGUACGAAGAAUCGUUUUAUAUGAAAACAGUAGUCGUAAUAUCUUUGGCGUGUUUUAGGAAUUCACGUUGUAAGAACUCGCGUUAUACGGGAGUCUAUUGUUAUGUUUUGUGUGGUUUGACACGCCUCGCGUCGGACACUAAACAUGGAGUGUAGUAUUUCAAAUGUAAUGAGAGAAGGAGAGAAAGAGAAAAAACGUGAAUAUGUCGUAAAAAUUUUUAUUCUAAACAGAAUGUUAAAGUAAAAAUCAUAGGGGACACAUAGCGACUGUAAUAGCUUCAUGGAUGAUAGUUUAUCAUGGAUAACAUUCUUCCCACAGAAUAACAGGCUAAUUAACGCGUUUUUAUAGAAAACACGGUCUUUUUUCUAAGUUACUUUUUCUAAGUUGCUUUUUUAGGGUUUGUAUAAAAGAAAUUCUCUCUAUUCUAAGAGCGAGGAUUAAAAUUUGGUCUCUUCCGCUAGCUAUAUUGGUUUUGUGACAUCAUAGGCGAGAAAUGACAUACAGUCAAUUUCUUGCAAUAUGCAGCUUAAUUUUCCUUGAAAAACAAUGAUUUUGUAAUCUUGAAACCUGUAAAAUGUGCAGAAAAUUGAGAUAUCUAGCUGAUAUGUCACGUAGAAUCGUAAAAAAUUCUUCAAAUAACGAAUCAUUUUUCAGCCAUAUUCGGGCGGUCGUAAUAGCUGAAAAAUGAACUGUUAUUUCAAGAAUUAUUUUGUGUUUCUACAUGACAUAUCGGCCAGAUAUCCAAGUUUUUUGCACAUUUUACAGGUUUCAAGAUUACGAAAUCAUUGUGUUUUUUGGAGGAAAUUAAAAAAUAAAGCUACAUGUUGAAAGCAACUUACUGCAUGUCAUUUCUCGCCUAUGAUGUCACAAAACCAAUAUAACUAGCAGAGGGAACCGAGUUUUAAACGAAAUUUAUACUAGUUUUCUCGAUAUUCGUUUAAAUUCUAACCAUUAAAAAUUUCUAUAUUCUUUUAAUGUCGUAUGUUAAUAGAAGCUGCUUGUGAAUGUCUAAUUUUGUUAUAUUUGUUGUUCUUGAAUACAUUUAGAUUAAAAGAUC
Dinoponera quadriceps is the source of this 7781-nucleotide messenger RNA. RefSeq lists its product as uncharacterized. The transcript has 2 exons. The record is from RefSeq and is a predicted model, not a curated record. The coding region runs from base 1 to 1458 and encodes 485 amino acids. Lineage: Eukaryota; Metazoa; Arthropoda; Insecta; Hymenoptera; Formicidae.